Molecule: messenger RNA, 5784 nt
Organism: Homalodisca vitripennis (glassy-winged sharpshooter)
Lineage: Eukaryota; Metazoa; Arthropoda; Insecta; Hemiptera; Cicadellidae
Product: myb-like protein AA
Exons: 2
Coding region: 924-3161 (745 amino acids)
Source: RefSeq, a predicted model, not a curated record
UCUCCCAUAGUGAUGAUAGUAGUUAUCUUCCUCAUGUUUGGUGUUCUCAUUUAUCUAUCAUUUAUUUAUAUCUCAUUUAUUUAUCACAGAGACCAAAUCAAAUGGAAACUCUAUAAACAUCUGUGAGUUAUAAGGCGUACAUUAUGUUAUAAAAUAAUUUAUGGAGAAUAAAUGGAGAAACAUUAUAUAAAGAAGAUGUUUAAAAAAAUAAAAUGCAGAUUUAAUAAAAGUUACAUCUUGCCUCAUUCAAAUUAUUACCUGGUUUCGUAACAUUACCUUGUUUUUAUUAGUUGUUCUAAAUAAAUAUACACAUUGUUCUAAACAAACUCAUACUAAUUGUAUAGUAUGGUAGACGGUUAAAAAUAUCCUCAAAGGUGAAAGAUAUAAAAUGAAUAAUGAACUUCAUUUGGAAAUGGUGAAUAUGGUACCAGAUAGAGGAGACACCAUUGUUUUUUCAAGAUGUAAUAAGUGAAGGCAAGAUGCUUUGUUAUUGUUAACCUGACACAAAGAUUGGUGGUCCUUCCAUAAAAGUUUGUUAUUCAAAGCUCACAGAAAAUUUCUAAUUUUUAUUACAUACAGAUAUAUAGGAGGUAAUAGAAGAGUAAUUCUUCAGUUGAAUGUUUUGUCGGCAUAUUGAAUUUUAAUUGUAAAUGUUUACAUGGUAAAACGACAAUUAUUUUAAAAUUUCUUAGUUCUUAAAAUGUAGUAAAAUUAAUCUAAGCAUAUAGCAAUUUUCAUUGUGUAUAUUCAUAUAAAGUGACAUGCUGAAAUGAAUUGGUAUUAUUGUAAAUGAGAGAUAAAGGCCGAGUCCCGAGUGUUCAGAGUACGUGAUGGCAGAGCAGUUACAGUCAAAGCUGUCUCAGCAAGGAUAACACAAGGACAUAGAUUAAUGAAGAUGGUCACAUAUUGUCUACAUAGCCGUCAUGAUCCACCUCAGCUUGUUUCUCUCUCUAGUUGCAUUGGGCUCAUGCAACAUUUUCCCCCAACCACUUCCUUCUGGUAGUCUCAUUAGAAGGACAUCAAGUGAUGGUGACAAGCAAGUAUUCAUCAACAAAGAGGUCCUUCACCAACUGAUCAGAAACCUUUUCUCUUCAAACCCUAAUAAAGUUGAGCAAACCAACAGCAAUGGGCCAUCUAUAGAUUCAGAUGGUGAAGGUGGGGAUAGCACUCAAGACCUAUCAUUGGAAUCAAUACAACCUUCAUCAUCAUACCCUUCUAUACGACAACACAAGCAAGAGUUGCUUUCAAAUGAUCUUUCAAAUCUAAAACCAGAUCAGAAAGUAUUUUCAAAUCAAUAUCAAAAGCAUGAAUUUGCUUCAUCUCCAAAUCGAUACCCAACACAAGAUGAGAGACCUAUUAAGUUGUAUCAAAGCCCAGAAAGAGAACCACCUGCUAUGAUGCCAGAAACAUUUAUUGAUAAAACAAACUGCAAUGAACAACAACAAAAUUCACAGUACACAACCCUAAAUGUUAACCAACAACCCAAACAAAAGGAAAUUCUGAAAGUAUAUCAACCAUCUAUUGAGACUGCUCCCUGUACUGAAUUUCAGAGCACAAACAUUUUAAAGAACUACCAAUAUCCUCAACAAUUAUCUCCUGAUGUACAUCAACUCGAAAAAUAUGAAUAUAACCCAGAUGAAUACAUAAAAGUGACUCAAGAUAGUUUCCAACAAGCUUCAAACUAUCAACAACAACUCAUGCACAAUAGUAAAUUGGGAAUCUCUCAAGUACCUACAACUGAGUCUACAGCUGCAUCUCAGAGAUUUGCAGCUCCAAAACACUACCAACCAUUUUCACAAGGAAUGUCUUCUGAUGCUGUAAAUCAACACAGACAAUAUGAAUUCAACCCAGACGAAAACACAAAACUUAUUCAAGAUAGUUCUCAACAAACUCCGAACUAUCAACAACAACCCAUGCACAAUAGUAAAUUGGGAAUCUCUCAAGUACCUACAACUGAGUCUACAGCUGCAUCUCAGAGAUUUGCAGCUCCAAAACACUACCAACCAUUUUCACAAGGAAUGUCUUCUGAUGCUGUAAAUCAACACAGACAAUAUGAAUUCAACCCAGACGAAAACACAAAACUUAUUCAAGAUAGUUCUCAACAAACUCCGAACUAUCAACAACAACCCAUGCACAAUAGUAAAUUGGGAAUCUCUCAAGUACCUACAACUGAGUCUACAGCUGCAUCUCAGAGAUUUGCAGCUCCAAAACACUACCAACCAUUUUCACAAGGAAUGUCUUCUGAUGCUGUAAAUCAACACAGACAAUAUGAAUUCAACCCAGACGAAAACACAAAACUUAUUCAAGAUAGUUCUCAACAAACUCCGAACUAUCAACAACAACCCAUGUACAAUAGUAAAUUGGGAAUCUCUCAAAAACCUACUGUGUUUUCAGCUGCAUCUCAGAGAUUUGAACUUCCAGGGAACUACCAAUCAUUUCCACAAGGAAUGUCUUCUGAUGCUGUAAAUCAACACAGACAAUAUGAAUUCAACCCAGACGAAAACACAAAACUUAUUCAAGAUAGUUCUCAACAAACUCCGAACUAUCAACUACAACCCAUGCACAAUAGUAAAUUGGGAAUCUCUCAAAAACCUACUGUGUCUUCAGCUGCAUCUCAGAGAUUUGCACUUCCAGGGAACUACCAAUCAUUUCCACAAGGAAUGUCUUCUGAUGCUGUAAAUCAACACAACAAAUAUGAAUAUGAAGAUAGUUUUCAACAAACUCAGAACUGUCAACAACAGCCUAUGCACAAUAGUAAAUUGGGAAUGCCCCAAAUACCUACUGAGUCUUCAGCUGCAUCUCAGAGAUUUGCAGCUCCAAAACAUUACCAACCAUUUUCACAAGGAAUAUCCGCUGAUGCUGUAAAUCAUCACAGAAAAUACGAAUUUAACCCAGACGAAAACACAAAUCUUACUCAACAUAAUUUUCAACAAUUUUCGAAGAAUGAACAGCAAAAUGUCCAAGUAACACCAUAUGGUGUGGAACAACAGAAGCACAGUACUGUUUCCGUUAGUCCUAACCCAACGUUUGUACAAGCAUUUAUCCCUCAGACUUUUCAGAAUUAUGAAGAUGAAGAUGAUGGAGAGUUCAGUUAUCCCACAGUAUCAAAACAGAUCCAAACUGGGGCUAUAAAAAUAAUUCGUGGACCAGUAACAGAGUAAAAAAUGUUGUGAUUAAAUGUUAAGAGCUUGUUUUAGUGAAAGAACUUUGAAUUUGUUUUGGAUAAUGAAAGUUCUCUUAUUUUUUGUUGUAGAAUUAUGGGGCAUUACUCAUUUUAUAAGGGUAUAGUUAAUACAUAUUCAAAAAUUUUAGUUUUUCUAGGAAAUUUUAUCUUUUUUGAAUAUUUAAUUAAAAAAGUAAAAAAAAUAAUUUUUAAAAUAAAUAAAAGUAAAAAACAACAUUAAGUAUUAAUGCUUAAUAAGGAAUUAAUUGUACCUUUAAAAUAAGAUAUCUUCCAUAAUCUACAUUAUUAUACAAAAAUUUAACAGUGUCUGUCUGUGUAUUCAAGUGUGUGUUAAUCAAAAACUACCGGAGCAAUUGUAUUGAAAAUUUACAUGGGCAUUCUUAGGGUCCCUGGUUAACAUACAGGUCUAUUACUAUUUUAAAAAUCCCUUUGGAAUACGCCCCGUUGGUCUUGAAAAUUCCCUUUGUUCUUUGUAAACUUAUAAUGUGACAACACAAUCAAAUGUUUUAUUAAUUUAAGUGCCAUUUUAAAUUUCUUUGUGUUGAUAGUAUUAGUAGAGUAAGCUUAAGAUUAACAGCACUUCUUUUUUAAACUUCUUUGUAAUCACCGAUUAGCACAGAAGUCCAGUAUUAUCCAGAUAAUAAAGUAGGAAGUUUUAGUAAAAAUAUACUUUAAAUUUUAAAUUUGAGGAAACAUUAACUUUGUAGUGCUUUAUCAUUAGUGUAAUGCACAUAUCAAAGACAAAGUUACUAUCUAACUUUUGCUAUAGAUUUAAAGACAGUCAUAAAACACAUCUUAGUUGUUUUUUGACUGAAAGCCUUUUAGACAAACACAACUAUAGCACCAGAAAUACCUUAGUCCAGAAUAAACUGUAAUGAUCAUAGGUAUACAUUUUUUGAUUGAAAUAGGCUUCUCAGGCUUGUGUAAGUGUAACUUAUAUAUAUUUAUGAUUGGGGCAUCAACGCAAAAUCAACUUCCAUUUCAAAACGACACAGAGCCCUAUUAUUUGUUACAUAAUGAGUAUGUUAACCAAAGCUAAAAAUUGACUUCAGGAUUUCACCAUGUCAAUAAUUUCUCCUAAAAUAAUUUCAUUGUUACUGAAGUCGUAAAUAAUGAAAUAUCGUGGAGAAAUUCGAGUUGUUUCACGUUACUCAUAAAAACUUUUUCAGGGCGAAAUAUUCAGCAGAUUGGAAUAUUUUUCAGUGAUUAUCAUCUAAUUCAGAAGUGUUUAGAAUAUAAUUUAAAAUGAAUAUGGCCACUAAGUCCAUGAUUUUUAGUAAGAAAUUGUGUGCAAAACUGUGGGUAACUGCUAGUUCUACAAUCAAAAAAAUAAAGACGAAGUAAUUUAGGUUUAACGUCGUUUUAACACUAAAUGUGAGAUUACAGAUUUUUAUUUAUUUUAUUGUAAAGUUUAAACAUUGUUGUUUAUAUUUUAAAACAAUAUUCAAAUAAAUAAUUAUUUUACAAAAAAAAAGAUAAUAAUAAACUGGAUUAAAUAAUGAAAAGGAUAGGGUAGUUUUAUUUAAGCCCAUGUCUCUAAUAUACAUAAAUAUAGAAUGAAAUGCCAUUGCAUGAACUAGGAAUGAAUGAAUAAAACUUUGACAAAAUAAAUUGUUUCUAAAGUUUCAUAUAAUACUGUAUUAAUGCCAGAUGUGACAUUUAUUUGAUCUAAUAUGGGUAUGCAUCAUUAAUAAUGAGGUUAAAUGUUUAUAAGAUGAAGUUUAAUUGAUGUAAACAUAAAUGUUUUAAGUAGAUACAUACUUUAUGAUAAUAUACAAUUCUUACUUUGUUAUUUCAGACAAGGGGAAAUUGAUUUAUUAGUCAAUAAUUAUUUUAAUUAAAAUAUUUCAAAUAAAUGAUAACAUUGCUACAAUUAAAUUCCAGAACAAAUAGUCAGUAUACCUAUUUUAUUUACAGUAUAACAAUAUGCAUACAAUUAAAUUGAAAAUAUGUCGUUAUUAAAUACCUUUUCUCAUCCUGUACCCAAGAAUUGGCAAAUGUUUACGCUAAGCUUUUGAUGUACCAAGAGAUGAACACACUAUAACAGAUCAAAUAUUUUACAGCUAACUGAUCAGAGAUCUAUACAAAUCCUUUCUUUUACUCAUUCUUUUAUCCAUAUGAAAUUGCCAACAUAUUUCUCCAACAAUUUUGAGUUUGUAGCACAAAGCAGUGCCAGUGGGUCAAGAUCCGGGUCCUCAGUCCUGCGUAUGCCCCACUAUAAAACUGGUGCGUAUGAUAAGUAAUUUAUUUUGAUAUUUAUAUGUCUUUAAAACAAGUUGUUGAGAGGAAAAUAUUGUACUAAAUUUGUUAGUGUUAGUAGCAAACAAAAAACUCACGGUAUAAAUAUUACACUUUUGUAAAUGUUACAGAAGGGCAGUUUAAAUGAAAACGGCAUGAACAUUGCCUGAGUGCCAAGACUAUUAAAUCUACUCAAAGUAUAUGUGACAAAGUACAUUCAACAGAACUUUUGUGAUUAAAGUAAAAUAUGUAAUAUUUAUUUUUUAUUUUACUCAAUUGAAGUUCUGCUGUUUAAGUGUUGUAUAUGUUGUAACAUAUGAUUAUAAGUUGAUGUUAUAAGUUUAUUAAAAUACACAACACAG